Molecule: messenger RNA, 1224 nt
Organism: Penicillium vulpinum
Lineage: Eukaryota; Fungi; Ascomycota; Eurotiomycetes; Eurotiales; Aspergillaceae
Exons: 3
Coding region: 1-1224 (407 amino acids)
Source: RefSeq, a predicted model, not a curated record
AUGUUGGCUCUUCGCGACCAGGAGAACCUGGUAAACACUCACCAGACCGCCGCGGCAGCUAAGCCUUUGAACCAAAGCAAGCACCUAGCACCCAAGACACCCGGCAAGCAGCGAAAUGACGAGAACAACCCGUUGGCAUUCGGAAAUCGCACCGUGAAGGGCAAUAAGAAUCGCCAAGAGAAUGGAAAACUGGCCAACGCGUUUAUGACUCCGAUGGUGAAGGAUCGUGCUCCACUGGGCAUGAAAACAACCAAUCUCAAAGCCAACAACCUCCAGACGCCUGCACCCUUCGGAGGAACCACCAAGCAACCGAAGACAAACCGCAGACAGUCGACUGCCCAGAAGAUCAGAAAAGCUGCUCCAGCGGCACAACAAGCUCAAGCCAAAGUCCACAUUGACGCUGUUGUGGAUGAUGUACCGGAUAUUGAAUACAUGCCGCCCAAGCCUAGAGAUCUUCCGGACCUUCCAGACGACGUGACAUACGACACCACAUUCCCACAAUUCCGACCAAAGAAUCGAGCUCUGGGUUUGGAGAGUGUUUACGGAAAGCAAGAAGUUGGCAGGGAUGGACUCACAGCGAAACAGCGCAAAUUCAAGGAGGAUUCAGCGGCUUGCGACAGGAUGGUGGAUGAUAUGAUCAUGAAACAACUCGAGGACAUUGGUUUUGAGAGCUCUGGCGAGAGCGAGUCCGCAAAGGCACUUCAGCCAAAUGCCAUCCCCCCAAAGAGACCUACAACCACCAGACGACAAACUCGCAGUGUGUCUACGCUUCGAGCUCGUGAUGCCGCCGCGGCGCUUGCUGGAUCCCAACCGAAUGCUGCACCUCGGGUGGCUCUUACCCCCAAAACUCGGGUGGCGUCGUUGGCAUCGUCACUGGUUAUGCCUAAGAAAAGCGCCAGGGUCCCAUCUAACCCUUCUUCCAUGCGCAAUACUGCUGCUUCUGUCAACUCUCGCACGACCGUUGGGUAUUCCAAGGGACGCAGUGUAUCGUCUACCCUGAGGGAUAAACAUUCCCAAACACAGAGGGCCCCGAGCUCCCAGGUCCUGUCUCCCGAAAUCUAUAUGCAGCUGUAUGGACCCCCUCCACUGGAUUCGGAAAUGUGGAUUCGUUGCAAAGCUGCUGGAUGCUUUGACGCCCCAGACGAGAUCACCCAGGAACCGGAAGAACCACUGCCUACGUUUGAGGAAGAUGAUGAGGCCCGGAGCUUCCAGCUCAGUUUGUAG